CAUUUUUUUUUAAAAGUUUAAUUAAUUAACUAGUCAAUUAAUAGGCUUUAAACAAGAUAGUAAUAUUUAUGGUUGAUAUUAGAUUUCACAGUAUAAGCUUUAUGGUCCAACAAAGGCAUGGUCUUAAUUAGGCGUGCAACAUGGCGUGAGGCUGAGGUUAUCCUAACGUGGAUAGAGACAUUUUUUUUAUUAAUUAUAAGGUUAAAAACUGCUAAAAGCUAGAGACAAAAUACAUAUACUGUAUGUUAUUAAUCACCUUUUGGCUAAUAUUGUUGUCGAAGCCGAGGUUGAUGUUGAUGAUAGACAACAUUCCCAUUCCCAUUCCCAUUCCCUCCAUAUAAAUGAUGAUCAUAAUGAAGGUUCAAAAGCUAAGUUUUCUGCUCCUAAAGCACACAUACAUAGAUAUAUAGAGAGAGAGAGAAGCAGAGAGAGAGAGAGAGAGAGAGAGAGAGAGAGAGCUCUGAGCUCUCAUUUCUACCUUAUACAAAUCACAGUGCACUCCUUCUGUUGCAUGCUUGUUUAUGUGUAUUGGUGGGUAAUAAGAGAGCAAAUUGUAUUGGAUUAGAAUGGGAUUUGAGGAGGAGGAGGAGGCCAUAAUCAGAAGCUAUGAUGGGGAGGCCGAUAGAGCUCGAGUGGAAGAUCUUGAGAGAAGAUGCGAGGUAGGGCCAGCAGAACGCGUAUAUCUCUUCACAGACACUAUGGGUGACCCCAUAUGUAGAAUUCGCAACAGUCCGAUGUACAAGAUGCUGGUAGCGGAGUUGGACAGGGAAUUGAUUGGCGUCAUUCAAGGCUCUAUAAAGGUUGUCACGGUUCAUGGGCGUCCUAGGGAUCUAGCCAGGGUGGGCUACAUCUUAGGCCUACGGGUGGCACCAAUUCAUCGAAGAAAAGGGAUUGGGUCGAGGCUAGUGCGGCGGCUGGAGGAGUGGUUCAUUGCAAAAGAUGUGGAUCUUGCAUACAUGGCAACCGAGAAAAGCAACGACGCUUCGGUCAAUCUUUUCGUCGACAAGUUGGGGUACAUGAAAUUCAGGACACCGGCAAUCCUCGUAAACCCGGUUCACUGCCACCCAUUUCAUAUAGCAUCGAAUGUUGAGAUAGAGAAGAUCAAGGUAGAAGAAGCGGAAUUUCUUUACAGAAAAUUCAUGGCGUCGAUGGAGUUCUUCCCCAAUGACAUACACAAGGUGCUGAGGAACAAGCUGAGCUUGGGAACAUGGGUGGCAUAUCCGAGGGGGGAGUCAUUUGGGUGUGAUGGGCAGGUUCCGAGCAGUUGGGCCAUGCUUAGCGUGUGGAACAGUGGAGAACUGUUUAAGCUAAGGGUUGAGAAAGCGCCAUUAUCUUGUUUAUUAUACACAAAAAGCUCGAGAUUGAUGGACAAAUUUUUCCCCUGUUUCAAGCUUCCAUAUCUGCCCGACUUUUUCCACCCAUUUGGAUUCUAUUUCAUGUACGGGUUGCACAGGGAUGGACCGUUGUCGGGAAAGCUUGUGAGGAGGUUGUGCAAAUUCGUGCACAACAUGGCUGCAAAGGCUAACAAGGACUGCAAGAUUAUUGUAACAGAAGUUGCAGGACACGACACGCUGAGACAUCACAUCCCGCACUGGAAAUUGCUCUCAUGCCUCGAGGAUUUGUGGUGCAUCAAGGCCUUGAAAAACGAAGCCCAUGAAUUGACAAAAACCCCACCACAAAGAGCUCUUUUUGUAGACCCCAGGGAGGUAUGAAACCCCAAAACAAA
Molecule: messenger RNA, 1726 nt
Organism: Corylus avellana
Lineage: Eukaryota; Viridiplantae; Streptophyta; Magnoliopsida; Fagales; Betulaceae
Product: Acyl-CoA N-acyltransferases (NAT) superfamily protein
Molecular function (GO): acyltransferase activity, transferring groups other than amino-acyl groups
Source: RefSeq, a predicted model, not a curated record